AAAUUGAAUUUGAGGAGAAAUGGAAGAGAAUGAUAGUUUGUUAUGGACUUCAAAAUAUUCAGUGGUUGUCAGGCCUGUACGAGGAAAGACGUAAGUGGAUACCAGCUUAUGUGGAGGAUACAUUUUGGACUGGAAUGUCCACAACACAGCGUAGCGAAAGUAUGAAUGCAUUUUUUGAUGGGUAUGUGAACUCGAAAACUUCAUUAAAACAAUUCGUUGAGCAGUAUGAAAGGGCAAUAAAAAAUAAAGCUGAAAAAGAAGCAGAAUUAGACUAUAAAUCAUUUAGGUCAAUCAUACCAUGUAUCAGCCGUUAUGCAUUUGAGAAGCAAUUUUAAGAUGUGUACAUGAUUGCUAAAUUUCGAGAAUUUCAGGCAGAGUUGAAGGAAUUAAUGCAUUGUGAGACAUCCUUACUGUCUUCGAAGGGCAGUGCGAAUUCUUAUCAAGUUAAUGAGUAUGGCGAUGGAGGAAAAGAUAUACCCUUCACAGUAUAUUUUGAUGAGGGUAGCUUUCUAGUAAAUUGUAUUUGUCGUCUAUUUGAGUAUAAAGUUAUUUUAUGUCGAAAUUCAAUUGCCGUCCUAGUUCAUAGGAGUUGAUGAUUGCCCCAAAUUCUUACAUAUUAACACAAUAGAGAAAGGACGUCAGACGGAGGUAUACCCACGUGAAGACAUGGCAUAAGAACUUAGGGAGCACCGCUGAAAUUUAUCGAUAUGAAGUAUGUAGGAGUAUGUAUGACAUUGUAGACAUAGCUGCUGAGUCUGAUGAGAAAUAUGAAGUAGCAUUACGUACAUUGCGAGAUUUGAAGACAAAAUUAGAAAAUACUUUAUCAUCGAAGAGAAGCAAUGAUAUUGAAUAUUCGCCGAUUGCGGCAACACCUUCGAAUGGUGCAUCGAAUGAUAGAAGUAACGACCAGAGAGUUUUGAGCCCACCACCUGUUCGCAGUAAAGGCUGCCUGCCAAACAAAAUAAAAGAGUCGAUGGCCGAUAAAGUUGUACGACGGUUGAAGAUGAAAGGCAAUAAACAACAGGUUGGGCAACAUUGUUGGGACAGGUUAUAUAACGGUGAAUGUUCCAUCUAUAAUCGUAUCUCAUCAUCACACUCGGCCUCGUCCCAACAGAGUGUUCAUCUACAAAGUCCUACGAUUAACAAUUCGUCGGCAAGUGACUUACCUUAUAGGAUCGAUGUACAAAGCAGCCCAGCCAUCAUCGUAACAACAACGUGGGGCCCCAAAAAUAUAUCCACUUCUGUAGAUCCUAUCAUGUAUCCUCAUAGAGUGGAUAAGAGUCCUCAAUCUACAAAUCAGAAUCCGAGCAGUUAUAGCGUAGAAUGGAACAGUUAUAGAGAUACUGAUAACUUAUUGAAUCGUGCAGUAAAAGUAACCAUCGCUGGCAACGAAAUUGAUAAUGAUUGCUCACAGAGUGCUGUGGCUGCUGAAAAUGCACUGCGUAUGGUUGUUCCUGUGCUGCUUUGGCUGUACCAAAAUGUUGUACAGUCCUUCGCCUUUUCAGUUCGCUUGGCAUUAGGUUUCAUUGUAUUGCUGACUUUAAGGCUCUUUCGGCUUCAGGUUAAAAGGAAAUUUGGGUAUCGUGUCGAACCAUUCUUUGGAAUAAUGACAGCUUUGCAAUUUUACUUGUUGUUCUAUUCAACGCGGCCUCUUCCAAACAUUUUAGCUUUUUGUUUAGUUAAUUUGGCAUAUUCUUUUUGGUUUAAGGGAGAUUCCUUGGCUACUUUGAAAUGCCUGACUGUCCCUACAGUUGUAUUUCGCUGCGAUACCGUGCUGCUCUUUGGUCCUAUUGGCAUUGAGCUGUUGUUGAGUAAAUCUGUUUCACUGCUGGAAGCAAUUAAAUGCUGCGUGAUCACUGCUCUUCUGUGCAUAGGCAUUUCUGUGCUGGUUGAUUCAAUAAUGUGGCAAAGAAUAUUGUGGCCAGAAUUGGAAGUUUUCUGGUUUAACUCAGUUCUAAACCGUAGUUCAGAAUGGGGUACUCAUCCACUUCAUUGUUACUUCACUUCAGCACUUCCACGCUCCAUGCUUGUAGGAUAUCCUCUUUGUAUGAUUGGUAUGAUUCUUGAUAGAAGGAUAAGGCGAUAUGUGCUUCCAGUCUUUUUAUUUAUUUGGAUUUUUUCAAAACUUCCGCACAAGGAGCUUCGGUUCAUACUUGGUUCUAUUCCUAUUCUAAAUGUGUCAGCAUCAAUAGCAGCUAGCAGCGUAUAUAAUAAUAGGAAGAAGAAAAUAUGGAGUUGGAUCUAUGUCAUUAUGCUUGGAUCUUUUAUUGUCAGUGUAGGAUGCUCUAUAGUGACAUUCAUGGCAUCCUAUAACAAUUAUCCAGGUGGUUAUGCUUUGAAGGCUCUACAUCAAGCUGAUGCAUCAACAAAGGAAAAGUUGGUUCAUAUAGAUGCUUUCACAGCAAUGAAUGGAGUUUCUCGUUUUUCUGAAAAUGAAUAUCCUUGGAGAUACUCUAAAGAAGGACUUGCCAUCGAACAUUUUCGUAACAAAAAUUUCACCUACCUGCUGAAUCGAAAGAGCCAAAAGUAUUCGUACAUGGGAACAUAGAAGACAAGGGCAUUGUCUCUUCAGAUUGGUCAGGGUGCCCAUAGAGAUCAAAAUAAAGCAUCAUGUCUUUCCGAGGAGUCGCUAACUUAUGCACUACAAAAUGAUUGAGAAGCAAAAUAGUUCUCUCAUAACUUUGGUAGUUUGGACUUGUACAUCACCAUCUUUGUUUUCCUUUUUCUUUUUUGGCUUCCCAGCUGAAUGAGGCCUAUGUGCUCCUCAUUGUUGAUUUUUAUCGGCGUAUAUGCAUACAAUGUAUUAUGUAAGAAAAAAAUUGGGUUAUUAAGACCAAACCUCUUAUUGCUUCAGCA
Molecule: messenger RNA, 2856 nt
Organism: Ananas comosus (pineapple)
Lineage: Eukaryota; Viridiplantae; Streptophyta; Magnoliopsida; Poales; Bromeliaceae
Product: dol-P-Man:Man(7)GlcNAc(2)-PP-Dol alpha-1,6-mannosyltransferase-like
Exons: 21
Coding region: 725-2548 (607 amino acids)
Biological process (GO): protein N-linked glycosylation
Cellular component (GO): endoplasmic reticulum membrane
Molecular function (GO): alpha-1,6-mannosyltransferase activity
Source: RefSeq, a predicted model, not a curated record